Molecule: messenger RNA, 3164 nt
Organism: Sipha flava (yellow sugarcane aphid)
Lineage: Eukaryota; Metazoa; Arthropoda; Insecta; Hemiptera; Aphididae
Product: thyrotropin-releasing hormone-degrading ectoenzyme-like
Exons: 12
Coding region: 115-3039 (974 amino acids)
Biological process (GO): proteolysis; peptide catabolic process
Cellular component (GO): cytoplasm
Molecular function (GO): metalloaminopeptidase activity; peptide binding; zinc ion binding
Source: RefSeq, a predicted model, not a curated record
GAGUGUUGUCGGUACAGUGUUUUUGCAUCGGCACGCCGAGCAACAACGGCGCGUUAUCCACAGUGGCGUUAUCGUUUUCAUCGUCGUUUCUAUCGUUGGGAUCGCGUACGCGUCAUGCUCGCCGUCGACACCGUGCUGUGGUGGUCCGUCGCGACCGUCGCCCUGGCCCGGGGAUGGCACGCGCCACUGCCGGGCGACACGGUACCGGAAUCGUACGAGCUGAGUGUGGCGCCCGACAUGUCGGCGGAAAACGCGUCGUUCGCCGGUCUGGUGAACAUCGCGAUCGUGGCCAAGAAGACCACGCCCUCGAUCACGCUCCACUCCAAGCGCCUGGUCGUGCACCAGGUCGACGUCACGGACGUGAUGACCAACAGGCGCUUGCGGGUGGACGGUUGGACGUACGACCGCGCCGGCGAACGGUUGACCGUGUCCGUCGGCGAACACGUGUUGGCCGACCGCAAGUACACGAUGCGCCUGCGGUUCGAGGGAAGUUUGAGCGACGGUGCGACCGGAUUCUUCAAAAGCUAUUACGACGCUACCCGGUCGAACACGAAAAAGUGGUUCGCUGCUACUCAAUUUUAUGCUACACAUGCUAGAAGUGCAUUUCCUUGCUACGAUGAACCCGCUUAUAAGACGUACUUCAAAAUAUCGAUAAGAAGAAAAACAAAUGAAAUCGCUCUAUCAAACAUGCCAAUUUUAAACACUGUUGAUGUGGUCGAGAAGGCCGCGGGUGAUUCAUUAGUGUACCAGAACUGGACUUGGGUGCACUUCAUGCAAACGCCGCCCAUUUCUACGAGCUCAGUGGCGUUCUUCGUCGGCGAUUUCGAACGGCUCGCGUGCACUGACUGCCAGGACGUGACCAACGUGUACUCGCACUUGGGAAACUUGUAUCAGAUCGAAUACAUAACCAGAGCCGCGCCUGAUCUGCUGAAUACCUUGGAAACAUACAUCAAUGUCACGUACAGUCUGCCCAAGUUGGACUUGCUGGCCAUACCGAGACUGAGUACCAGUGCUAUGGAGGGCUGGGGAUUAAGCGCUUACAGGGAACAAUCGGUUUUCGUCGACAAGAACACCAAGUCCAAAGAUGUGGUGUUAGCCAAAAUGACGGCAGAACGCGUGAUGGCACACCAGUGGUUCGGCAAUCUGGUAACGCCCGAGUGGUGGGACUACACGUGGCUCAACGAAGGGUUUGCCACUUAUUUCGAAUACUUCGCUACCGCAGAGGUGGAACCUGAUUGGCGUUUGGAACACUUUUUCGUGAUCGAGCAACUGCAAUCGGUUCUGGAAUACGAUCAGAGCACGGCGAAACAGCACCCGUUGUCCGCACCGUUAAGCGUCCCCGAAGAUGACGAUUACGACGUUUUCGAUGGGAUCGCGCGCAACAAGGGCGCUGCGGUUUUAAGAAUGCUCAGAGACUGGGUGGGAGAAGAGUCGUUCAAAAAAGCCGUGAACGUGUAUCUGACAACGAAUCGGUUCGACGUCGUGAAACCGGAAAACCUGUGGAACGCGUUCAACAACGUGGUGUUCGAAAACGAGCCAUCCGACCAGGCGACCGGUUCCAUCUUGCUCGACAAAAGCAUGCACAAAAUCAUGAACACAUGGACCGAACGAGCCGGCUAUCCUGUAGUGAUCGUCACGAGACGAGACGAAUCGCUCGUCCUGACCCAAGAACCCUUCUCCGUCGACCGCCCGAACGCGAACGAUACCACCAAGUGGUUCGUUCUUCUGAGUUACACCACGAACGCGACCGAGGACUUCGACGAUACCCUGUCGACGCCGUCCGUCUGGUUGGAUCCGUCCGUUGGCAACGGGACCGCGGACGUCCCCGUGGCCGACAACGUCAGAUGGUAUAUAUUUAACGUGCGGUCUACAGUUAUUUGCAGGGUCAACUAUCCAGAAGAAAAUUGGCUGUCGCUGAUCGAGCAGCUAAUCAACUCGCCGGCGGCCGUGCACGUACUCAACAGAGCGCAGCUGAUUGACGACUCGCUCAAUUUAGCGAGGGCGGGCCGACUGGACUACGGGGUGCCGCUGGCUAUGACGGAGUACCUGGAGAAAGAACGUGACGUCGUUCCGUGGUUCCCGGUCAUGAACGGUUUUAGCUACGUGUUGGAUCGGAUGCGGCGGAGCGACCGAGGACACGCCGACGUCAAGGCCUUCGUCAGUCGAUUGGCCGGCAUCGCGUUCCGGAUGGUGGACAAGCUCGUCGCGCAGCAAAAGAACCGUCCUCAGCACCCCAUUAAUAUCGGUUGGAACGCAUUUUCGACGUGGGCGUGCAAGCUGAACAACGACGAUUGUGAGAGGACGACGCUGGACUAUUACCGGAGAUGGCUGAACGGCGAAGAGAUACCGGCCGACAUCAAGGACGCGGCGUUCUGCACGGCAAUCAGACGCGGUGGAAGCGCGGCAGACGGGACAUGGGAGAAAAUGUUGGACUUGUACAAAACCACCAGGACGCAUUCGGAGAGGCAAUCCGCGCUCCACGCGUUGUCCUGCACCGAGGACGUCCAAUUGUUGACGACGCUUUUGGAAAUGAUAUUGGAAAACAAGUGUCCGAUCGAAAAACAUGAUUACAAUGCGUUAUUCGUCGCUCUUUCUUCGACGUCGACCGGAGUGACUGCACUGACUAAUUUCCUCCGAAAUCAUUUCGCUAGCAUCAUCAACAACGUAGAGAACGGCAAAAAUAUGGUUUUCACGGUAUACUCGAUUUUGUCUUCCAAAGUUUCUACCGACCAAGAAAUCACUAAGAUGUCAGAAAUUGCGUCUGCAACCACGAUGCCAGUUGAAAUUAAAAAUAAAUUAAGAGCAAUUUAUCAUGGCGAAAUUGAAAACAACCUAAAAUGGUUCGAUCUUUAUUCUAUAGCAAUCCGGGAGAUCAUAAAACCCGGAUCGACAAAUAUUUCGACGACAACACCUGCUGAUAAAACCCAAGAUGAUUCAAAGGACAGUUCCAGCGCUCCGUCGAUAUUUCAUGAUUAUACUACUAUUUUACGAAUGCUCACCGUGUCGUUGUUGAUUAAAUUUUUUAUCAACAACGACUAAAUACGUUAUACUUUAUUAAUGUUCAUAGCUAUACAUGUAUACGUUAUUAUCGUUCAAAAAUAUAAUCGAAAAAAACUUUUAACUAUCAUAAGAAAAAUAUGUUUCACCAUAAUUUGAUUUUUUUU